Penicillium antarcticum is the source of this 996-nucleotide messenger RNA. RefSeq lists its product as uncharacterized. The coding region runs from base 1 to 996 and encodes 331 amino acids. The transcript is spliced from 3 exons. NCBI's taxonomy places the organism in Eukaryota, Fungi, Ascomycota, Eurotiomycetes, Eurotiales, Aspergillaceae. The record is from RefSeq and is a predicted model, not a curated record.
AUGGUGAUGCUUCGUUUGACCGCCGAGCAAUAUCGGACGCUGCCGAUUUUGGUAGACGAGGAUACGUGCAUCGGCAAAACCUAUGUUAUCACCGGUGGCAACUCUGGCCUAGGCCUUGAAACGGGACGACACUUAGUCGCAGCGUCAGCUGAAUGCGUCGUGCUGGCCGUGCGGAACCUUCAGGCUGGAGAAGCUGCCAAGAACGACAUUGAGAAGACAACAGGCCGCAAGGGAGUGGUUCAGAUACGGCAUAUAGACAUGUCAACCUGGGGGUCUGUCCAGAGCUUCACAAAGAAGUUAGCAGAGGAAUUUGACAGAAUUGACGGCUUCAUCUGCAACGCCGGGAUCAUGAUCGACGCGUGGUCGCAGUCCGAGGGUAUGGAGACGAGCAUAUUCGUCAAUGUUAUCAAUACUCUGUUCCUCGGCGUUCUCAUGAUGCCCAAGCUCGAGGAGUGUGCCAGGAAGUUCAACAUCAAGCCUACCCUCAUCUUCAUCCUCAGUGUUCUUGGGUACACUGUCAAGAGCGAGAUUGACAAGAGCCGCAACGGUGCCAUCUUUGAUGGGCUAAACGACCAGAAGCGGGCAAAUAUGGACUCAAGAUAUGCUCUUAGUAAGCUGGUCGAAGAGUGCGCCGUACGGCAGUUUGCAGCCCUCUGCCCUGUCGAACGCACGGGCGUCGUCAUCACCAUGGUCGCUCCAGGUCUCUGCACCACCGGUCUCGGCCGCGAUGCCCGAACCUUCACCAGGAUCAUGCACGAGGCGCUCCGGACCACGAUGGCCCGAACUGCAGAGGUGGGCAGCCGCACAUAUCUACAUGGGCUGGUGGUGAGCGAAGAGGGCCACGGUAAGCUGCUUUCUGGCUGCAAGAUCAAGGAGUGCUGGGUUCCCACGUGGCUCACCAACAAGGAGGGUCAGCAGCUACAGAAGAGCAUCUGGGAUGAGCUCGUUUCUAUGCUAGAAUCUGUGCAGCCUGGCUGCGUCUCACAGCUCAAGUAG